GUUUUUUUCUUUUCUCUUCGUAAAAAUGAAAAUUAAUAAAAAUUAAUCAUUAUCAUAUCUUAGCAACGUUAAAAAAUAUAUUUAGUUAUUAGAGACUUUUAGUUAGGAUAUUUAACAAAAAAAUUAAAAAACAAAGUUAUUAAUAUACCAAAUGAACGGUUUAAGGUAAAUGAAGUUUAUUAGAAAGUUUAUGUUUGUAGAGAAUUUCUUUGUCUUAUGUCAAGUGAUCGUCCUACUACAAAGUGGCUGAUAUGAAAAAAAUUGAUAUUUUAAGUGAAUUAUGUUGCAUGUUUUGCUGUCCGCCAUGUCCAGGACCUAUUGCAGCAAAAUUGGCCUUCCAACCACCAGAACCAACAUAUAAGCUCACAUCUGCCGAUGAUACGAAUACAAAGUAUAAUCUACAUUUAACAGAAAGGGCUGAAUGGCAAUAUUCGGAAAGAGAUAAAGGUAAAGUUGAAGGAUUUUUUACAAGGACUUCACGUGGCAAUUUAAUAACAUGCAUUUAUGUAAAAUGUAGUAAAAAUGCAAAAUAUACAUUACUAUUUUCGCAUGGUAAUGCUGUUGAUUUAGGUCAAAUGAGUAGUUUCUAUUUAGGUUUAGGUGCGCGUAUUAAUUGCAAUAUAUUUAGCUAUGAUUAUUCAGGAUAUGGUAUGAGCGGUGGUAAGCCAUCUGAAAAAAAUUUAUAUGCAGAUAUUGACGCAGCUUGGCAAGCCUUAAAAUCAAGGUUUAAUGUUAGUCCUGAAAACAUAAUACUUUAUGGCCAAAGUAUAGGAACUGUACCAACAGUAGAUUUGGCAACAAAACAUGAAGUUGGUGCGGUUAUCUUACAUUCUCCUUUGAUGUCUGGAAUGAGAGUUGUUUUUAGAAAAACAAAACGGACUUGGUUUUUUGACGCAUUUCCCAGUAUUGAUAAGGCAUCAAAGGUUAAAUCUCCCGUUCUCGUGAUACACGGAACAGACGAUGAGGUAAUAGAUUUCUCUCAUGGCAUUGGAAUUUAUGAAAAGUGUCCAAAAGCUGUAGAACCCCUUUGGGUUGAAGGUGCCGGGCAUAAUGAUGUUGAAUUACAUAGUCAAUAUUUUGACCGAUUAAAAAAAUUUUUAACGGUAGAAUUAGUUAAAUGACAAUUAAAAUCACAGCCCAAUGCCGAAAAAAGUAAUACUGAAAAAGAUCCAAAUGAUGCUUCGACAUCAAGUUCAGUUUCCACGAAAGCAUUGGCUGAAAAAUUACUCUAGCAUAAGGGGACUGGCUCUUGUGCUGGGGCGACACAUUCAAAUUAUUAUAAGUUAUUAAACGAAACAAAUGCAUCAACCCGCAAGCUU
This is a messenger RNA of Condylostylus longicornis, 1319 nucleotides long. Its product is annotated as alpha/beta hydrolase domain-containing protein 17B. The coding region runs from base 252 to 1121 and encodes 289 amino acids. Gene Ontology annotation, biological process: protein depalmitoylation. The record is from RefSeq and is a predicted model, not a curated record. NCBI's taxonomy places the organism in Eukaryota, Metazoa, Arthropoda, Insecta, Diptera, Dolichopodidae. Gene Ontology annotation, cellular component: plasma membrane; endosome membrane. Gene Ontology annotation, molecular function: palmitoyl-(protein) hydrolase activity. The transcript is spliced from 7 exons.